AUGGCGGCUAUGCUUGGCGCAGCCCUGAUAAUAAGCAGCGGAGUGAACGCUGCGAUCUCGUGCUCAACGGUGACGUCAGAUUUAAGCCCAUGUUUGUCGUAUGUGACUGGCGGCUCCUCGCAGCCGUCAGGUGGGUGCUGUAGCGGCGUUCGCACUCUCAACGCCGCCGCCUCAACCACACCAGACAGGCGAGCCGCGUGUAGUUGCAUUAAAACCAUUGCGAAUAGUGCUCCGGGCUUCAGAUGGGAUAGGGCUGGAAGUUUGCCUGGUCAAUGUGGGGUUAAUGUAGGCUUUCCCAUCACUCCUUCUGUUAACUGUGCUAAGUAA
Molecule: messenger RNA, 327 nt
Organism: Cryptomeria japonica (Japanese cedar)
Lineage: Eukaryota; Viridiplantae; Streptophyta; Pinopsida; Cupressales; Cupressaceae
Product: non-specific lipid-transfer protein 3-like
Exons: 1
Coding region: 1-327 (108 amino acids)
Biological process (GO): lipid transport
Cellular component (GO): membrane
Molecular function (GO): lipid binding
Source: RefSeq, a predicted model, not a curated record